GAAGCUCGGACACCAGUCCUCUGACCCCCCCCCCCCCUUUGUUGGUUUUACCUGACCCGAGGAGGAGGAGGAGGAGGAGAGUUUGAGGAAAGGACUCUGGACUCUCCUGCAGAUGGAGGUGGUGAUGUUCUCCCCUGCAGCUCUGGUGUCCGGUGAAGAUGUGAUGGUGAGCAGGGUGUGCUGUGUUCGCAGAGAGGGAGCGUGAUGUAUGUGAUGGGCUGCAGAGCGCAGUGUGGAUAAAGUGUUCCUUGAGGUUUACGUAACCCCUGCAUUAGUGGGAAGACACAGUAACCACCUCCAGAUGUGUGAGCGUGCAAUCUGACUGAUUAUUUACAACGAGACCAAUGAACAUCGCCCUCCUCGCAUCAUGAGCCUUAAUCUUUGCUCCUUUGUCAGUGCCCAAGUUAAUGCUUAAUCUUGGUACAGACCAUUAAUAGCUGAGGCCAAGCCCUGUUUAUGGGAGGAAGGUUCCUUGGAUGUGCACGGAUCAGAUGUUUCAGAGGAGCACAGGCUCAGGGACUCAUCACUCUCAACUCUACCAGCUGAGCGACCGGACCUUCAGGACUGAGCCACGGGAGCAGCCACCAUGUCGUGGAACUCCUGCAAGUCCAAGCUCCUCGCCGGGGCCUUUGUCGUCCUGACGAUCUCCAUCAUCGCCGGCAUGGCCAUCAUGAUCAUUUUCUACCAGAGUCAGAUCUCCGCGAUGAACCCGACGCCCCGUCCGACCUUCGCGCCCACCACCACGGAGCUGCCACCUGAAGGGCGGCUGCCAAGGGACCUCGUACCUGAGAGCUACGAGGUCGUCCUGCAGCCUCACUUCUACACCCGGAUCAUCGAGGUGGAGAACGUCACCAGUCCCAACCAGACGAGCCACUUCACCGGAAACUCCACGGUCAACUUCAAGUGUGUCCAGAAGACGAGCAGCAUCUUCCUCCACAGCAAAGGCCUGGAAGUUUCUGACUCCAUGGUGAAGAACAGAGACGACGUGGAUGAGAAGAUACGUUCCUCCGUGGUGUAUCCUGGGUACUCUGAUUUUCUGGAGAUCCAGCUGAAUGUGGCGUUGGAGGCAGGAGGAAACUACAGCUUGUUUCUGAAUUUUAAGGGAGAGAUGACGGACAAUCUGGAGGGGCUGUACCUCAGCACGUAUUCAGAAGGUGACUCUGAGGAGGAAGGUUAUAUGAACACAGUGAGAUAUCUCGCCGCCACCAACAUGGAGCCGACGUCUGCCAGGAGAGUGUUUCCUUGUUUCGACGAGCCGGAUAUGAAGGCCGUGUUUCACGUCGCCAUCAUCCACAGGAAAGACACCUUUGCUCUGGCAAACGGUGAAAAAAUAGACACCAAACCCAUAGAAAAUGAGUGGCAGCGCACUCGUUUCAAUCCGACGCCGAGGAUGUCAACGUACCUGUUUGCCAUCGUGGUUUCAGAGUUCACGUCAGCUUCCUCCCCACAUCAUCGAGCGGACAUUAAAACGUUUGCUCGUCCCGAGGCCAUCACAGCAGGAGACGCUCAAUAUGCAGCCAACAUCACCGGGAAGAUACUCCAGUUCUACGAGGAUUACUUUGGAAUUGACAACCCGCUGAAAAAGCUGUACCAAAUCGCUCUGCCAGACUUGAACCCUGCUGCGAUGGAAAACUGGGGACUGGUCACGUACCAGGAGGGACUUCUGCUCUUUGAGGAGGGGGUGUCCUCGUUUCUGCACAAGGAAACGGUCGCGUCUCUGAUUGCACAUGAACUAGCUCAUCAGUGGUUUGGAAAUCUGGUGACGAUGAAAUGGUGGAAUGAAAUUUGGCUGAACGAGGGCUUUGCCAGCUACAUGACCUACUUUGCAAUGGAUGCCGUCGAGCCGUCAUUCAAAAUGAAAGACAUUAUUAUCAUGAAAGACCUGCAGAAGGCGUUCGCGGAGGACGCUCUGGCCUCAUCACAUCCCCUCACUCCUCCGCAGGAAGAAAUCCAGACAACUUCUGAGAUCAUGAACAUGUUUGAUUCAAUCACCUACAGUAAGGGGGCCCUUUUGCUGAGAUUGCUGGCAGACAUCGUGGGUCAAAACAUUUUUGACCAAGGAGUCAAAAAGUACCUCUGGGACUUCAGCUAUAAGAACACUGACCAGAAUGACCUGUGGGAUCAUAUACAAAAGGUCGUAGAUGAGGAUGGUGGUUACACCCAGGUUAAGGUGGUGAUGGACAAAUGGACCAAACAAAUUGGCUAUCCCGUCAUCAACAUCGACACGAAGAGCGGAGAGGUCUACCAGAAGCACUUCCUGUUCAAUGACUCUUCUGAAUCGAGUCUUUGGUGGUACGUCCCGAUCAGAGUCAUGUCAAACACAUCUGAAUCGUCUCUCAUCUGGUUGGAAAACAACAAAACAGAAAGGAUAGACCAGUUUAUUUCCAAGAACGGAGAGUGGAUCCUGGCAAAUGUGAACUGCACUGGAUACUACAGAGUCAAUUACAACCUGGAGAACUGGGACGUCCUCCUGAGUCAGAUGGAAGAAGACCCAGAGCGGAUCCCACUGAUGAACCGAGGGCAGCUCAUCGAUGAUGCAUUCAACUUGGCAAGGGCCAAACUUGUCGACGUGACUCUGCCUCUGAAUUUGACGAGAUUCCUCCGCAAUGAGACGGAGUACCUUCCCUGGGAGUCAGCCAUGACGAACCUGAGGUACUUUGUCCUGAUGUUUGACCGCACCGAGGUGUACGGACCCAUGCAGACGUACCUGCGGGAACAGGUCACGGGGCUGUACAACUUCUUCAAGAACUACACGGACCAUUCCCAAGUCCCGAAGGAGCACUCCUCACAAUACAACCAGAUCAACGCCGUGUCGGUGGCCUGUUCCAAUGAACUCCAGGAAUGUGUGACGAUGGCUAAAAGGAUGUUUGCCCAUUGGAUGACAAUCGGCACCAACAUAAUCCAUCCCAACCUGCGCAGAGCGAUCUACUGCCAGGCCAUGGCUGCCGGUGGGAAAGCAGAGUGGGAAUUUGCCUGGAAGAAGUUUCAGAACUCCAGCGACACCUCGGAGAGGGACCAGCUCCGCAUCGCUCUGUCCUGCACCAGAAAGACCUGGCUGCUCAACAGAUACCUGGAGUACACUUUGGACCCUGAGAAGAUUCGUUUGAUGGAAGUUGGUUACAUCAUAGAACUCAUCGCCCAGAAUCCCGCAGGGCAGGCGCUGGCCUGGAACUUUAUCAGAGCAAACUGGGAGUAUGUCCAAGACACGGGUGAAUACUUUUUGAUCGAGGCCGUGACCAGGAGGUUCUCCACGCAGUUUGAACUGGAGGAGCUGCAGCGCUUUGCGGCCGACAACGAUCUGACUUACAUGAGGGAGACGCAGGUCGUCGAGCAAAUCCAAAUCAACAUCCAGUGGGUCAGCGAGCACAAAGAAAAGAUACUCCAGUGGUUCGAAAGAGAAACGGGCUUAGAGUGACUGAAGACUGACACGUCACUUUUCACUGGUUUGGAUGUUUUCAACUGAAGCUGAAAACUGAUUCCAGACGGUUCACAUCCACAAACAAGAACUUAGCGUGAUUCUGGUCUGGAAAAUGGAUCUGUACGACAGAGUAUCAGGGAUAACAUUAUGAGUAAAAAAUCAUAGCCUCAUUUUAAAAGAAUAAAGUUGUGAUGUUAUGAGAAUAAAGUCAUAAUAUCCAGAGACAAAGUUGUAAUUAUACGAGUAAAAGUAUUAUUGUUUCAGCUCUUCAUUCACUGCUUAUUUUCUUUAAAGAUUUGACGAAGUUCUCCUCAAUUAGUUUUGUAAUAUUUCGACAUUUAUUUCUCGAAAUCUCCGAUUUUGUUUUGCAGACGUGGCCCUUUUACUCAGAUCAGAAAAUAAUCAUUCGAAUAAAUCCGACACCCGAGGAGGUGGCACUUGAGUUUAUGUACAGAAUAAGCGUAUGCAUUAUUUAUAUUGUAUGUUGCAAUGGAAACAGUUAUUUGUGAUUUUAGUUUGAAAAAAAAUCAGAUCACAUCACUUUAUCUUGUUGCUUUUAUCUGUUAUCUGAAAUAUUUUACAGAAGAAAUUUUAUCCAAACUCAUUUGUUCGAUUCAUUUUGUGAUAAAUCUGAUGCAACGGUAAAGAUUUGAUGCUUCUAAUUUCUGGAGCGAAAGACAGAAACCUGUUUAUUAGUGUGUCAAUAUUUGUGUUAUAUAUAUUUUAUAAUCAAGAAAACUAAUUAUUGUUGUAUUUUUCUGAAAUUGUUAUUUUAAAUAAUAAAAUAUCAAUAUUGUGCCGAACAUGAGUUUUGGAAUGUUAUAACAAGAUGAAGAUGAAGAUGAUGAUGAUGAUGAUGAUGAUG
Molecule: messenger RNA, 4283 nt
Organism: Paralichthys olivaceus (Japanese flounder)
Lineage: Eukaryota; Metazoa; Chordata; Actinopteri; Pleuronectiformes; Paralichthyidae
Product: aminopeptidase N-like
Biological process (GO): peptide catabolic process; proteolysis
Cellular component (GO): plasma membrane; cytoplasm
Molecular function (GO): metalloaminopeptidase activity; peptide binding; zinc ion binding
Source: RefSeq, a predicted model, not a curated record